AUGAUGUUUAUUAAGCUAGUUAUAGGCAGACUUAUUGUGAACAUUGUUAGUGCAUAUGCACCCCAUGUGGGUCUAGAUGAAGAAGUCAAAAGGAUAUUUUGGGAGGAUUUAGAUGAAGUAGUGAGAGGUAUACCUAGUACCGAAAAGAUUUUCAUUGGUGGAGAUUUCAAUGUCCAUAUCAGUACAACUUCUAAUGGUUUUGAUGAUGUCCAUGGAGGCUUUGGUUUUGAGGAAAGGAAUGGCGGCGGAGUUUCUCUCUUGGAGUUUUCCAAAGCUUUUGAGUUGGUUAUUGCUAAUUCGUGUUUUUUGAAGAGGGAUAAUCAAUUGGUCACCUUUUGUAGCACGGUAGCUAGUACUCAGAUUGACUACUUGCUCCCCCAGAAGGGUGAUAGAGUCCUUUGUAAGGAUUGCAAGGUUAUUCCGAGUGAAAAUAUUACCACCCAACAUAAUCUUUUAGUGAUGGACUUGGAGAUUAAGAGGGAUAGGAGAAAGAAGACCCUUUUAUGA
Solanum dulcamara is the source of this 507-nucleotide messenger RNA. RefSeq lists its product as uncharacterized. Lineage: Eukaryota; Viridiplantae; Streptophyta; Magnoliopsida; Solanales; Solanaceae. Gene Ontology annotation, biological process: chromatin remodeling. The coding region runs from base 1 to 507 and encodes 168 amino acids. The record is from RefSeq and is a predicted model, not a curated record. Gene Ontology annotation, cellular component: nucleus. The transcript has a single exon.